This is a messenger RNA of Cynocephalus volans (Philippine flying lemur), 2628 nucleotides long. RefSeq lists its product as uncharacterized. NCBI's taxonomy places the organism in Eukaryota, Metazoa, Chordata, Mammalia, Dermoptera, Cynocephalidae. The record is from RefSeq and is a predicted model, not a curated record. Bases 445 to 1998 code for a protein of 517 amino acids. The transcript has a single exon.
GGAUUGGUAAAUCAGUCUUGCUUAUUUUUAAAACAGUUUUUUGAGUGGGUGAAUGUGGAAGGGUGGGCAUGGUACCAGAUAAGUGAAUGUGUGGGUAUACAUGUAUCUAUAUGAGUGAAAGCCAGAAUAAUUACUCUGCUCAGUGCCUGGUUUGGCACCAUACCAUGUUUUAAAUUGCAGAUCUAAACAGAGUGCUAGUUAAUAGGAAGUUACAUUUUCAGAUUAAUAGUGGCGUUUGGUGCACAAAGAAGCAGGCUAUUUACUUUCUCUUUCUCUUUUAUUCAUUCUUUUUUCCUUUCACACUGAUAAGGAGGAGACAGGGGAAUUGGGGAAAAGAUGGGUUUUGUCAUGAAUCCUGGGGAUUAGCUGUGAUGUCACUGCAAACUCUGUGCAAUCGAUCAUUUGUGAUGUUAGAGCUCCAGGAGCAAGAGGGGGAAGGGAGAGAUGCGAGCAGUGGAAGAGAUGAUGUCGCUGUCAGAUGAGCAGCCAGCCUCCCUCACUGCCGCAUGCAGCCAGCUCUGUAAGGGCAAGCCUGCACAGUGCCGAAUGGAUUCCCCAAAAGAAAUCAAUCAAGCUGGAUUCGAGUGGCAGAGAACAGAGGGCAAACUGAAUGAAAUCGGGCUGAACGUUAGCAUGGACGGGCAGCUGAAAGACGGGCUUGUGAAGAAUGCCAGCUUCCUGGAGCAGAAUAAGCUCUGCUUGUUUGAGGGGAAGCUAGACAAAGAGCUCAGCAUUGAAGCGCAAGAUAGGGAAUAUCAAGCAACCUCGGGUCACCUCGAGAGCAGGUAUGUGAUUUCAGAAACCUGCCAUGCCUUGGAGGGUAAUUUGGCACACCCAAAGACAGCCCAGUUCCAUCUGGGUCUCAGAGAGGAGCCAGACAAAAACAAAACCACUACAGUUCAGGGGAAGGUGGCAGGGAAAAAUGGGCUAGAGACCAAGAGCCAGCCAGAUCUUGAUUUCCCUGAGGCUGCUGACAUCCCCACCCUGCACGUUAAGGAGCAGGAAACCAGUGUUUGGAACCCCAACUUUCAUUCAGUGGCUCAGUGCCCGAAGGGCUCAGGGGAAGCAACUCCAGGAAAGGAGAAUGGCAUCGCCCCUGCCUGCCCAGUGACUGGGGUGGUGAAUGAUAGCUCCGGUCAGCUUAAAAGUGAGUCCCCAUUACCAGUGGCUGGAGCCCACCCAGCCCCCACUACUGAGCAUUCAUCCACUAGCAUUUUACCUGUUGCUAUGGUGGAAUUCACCCAGGAAUAUUUGAAUGCAAAUUCUCACAGCAGAGGCCAUGAUAAGAAGUUGGAGAAAUCAAGUCCUACUGAGGAGGGGGCUGUGCUUGACCAAGCCCCCCAGCAGAAAAAGGCAGUGCACCGGGCCCUGUCUGAGUGUUCUCACCUCUCAGUUCCCCCAGCUGUCAACCUUGCAGAUAAGUACCCUGAACUCCCUGCCCGAGAAGAGCUUUCUUCUGGCCUGCUGCCUGCCAACAGUAGCCCGAUGCUGAGUAUAACAUCCAGGAAACUGGGAGCUCCUGCCAUACAGCGCUCCAUGACAGUGGCUGAAGAACAGACAGCUAGCUACAACGUGAGUCCUGGAGAACUGCCCAUCCUAUCUACUAAAGAGAUACCUCCUUUUAUCUGUGAGGAACCAGUAGUCAAGAAGAGAGAAGAAUUGAACCACUUCAGCAAUAGCAGCAGCAGCUCUGGGAAGAAGGAACUGGGCACUGCUGGGUUAUGUCUCCAUAGUAAGCUGGAGCAGAUUCCUGAAGGAAGCAGCAAGGAGAAAGGACAGGAAAAUAUUAAUGAAACAAGAAUUGAUUCAUACUCCCAAGUCUGCCAGGCAGGCGCAAAACAGCCAGGACAGACGGCUUUGGCAGGGAAGAAAGAAAUUGAGGUCACUGCAACCCAGAGCACGCCAUUGUUCCUGUGUGAAGAGACCCCACGUGAUGGUAUGUUUCUAAAUUUUGCCUCCAUUGGGGAUAAGCAGACAGCAAGGAACCAACCAAAGUGACAGAUUACUGGCAGGAGCAUUAGGCAGCUUGUUACUGUUAGAGUAUGUAACUGCCUGGGGAAACCUAAAUUCCCUUGUGUUGGAAGCUUGCUGGGAGGGAAGUGAGAAAGGGAACAAAGUGAAUGUGGCCAGGUCAAGCUGAAUGUCUGGUGGUAUGACAGAUAGUGUGGUCUGAGGAUGUUGGCUGACUGGCUUGGGGGUGGGAUGGGGUCAGAAGCAGGUGGGCAUGAAAAUCAGAGCCCCUUUCUUGACCUCGUGUCACCCUGCGCACCGCAUUCCCCAUCCUCCCACCUCUCAGCUCCCUGUUGGUUUGAACCAAAUGAUUCCUGAGCUCUAAAUCAUCCAAUCGCAAUGGACUGAUUUCCUUGCUUGAAAAGUCUGUCACUUUGUGUGGAUUCACAAUGGGUUUAUCAGCAUUUACUCUCUCAUUAAAUUGCACAGUCUGGGUGGAAGCUCUGUUUUCCGUUUUGCUUUUGAGAACGUUUUGCUUUUGUUCAAGCUGAAAAAGAGCCUUUUAAAGCUGGCUAUUUAGGUAUUCUUUUCUUGUUCUUCAUGUUUGACCCAAUCUUGCUUCUAGUUUUCUCUUUCUGUAUGUUUUUGGGAGGAUUUGUAGGGAGGAGAAAAAGAAAA